Molecule: messenger RNA, 1360 nt
Organism: Stegostoma tigrinum
Lineage: Eukaryota; Metazoa; Chordata; Chondrichthyes; Orectolobiformes; Stegostomatidae
Product: alpha-N-acetylgalactosaminide alpha-2,6-sialyltransferase 3-like
Exons: 5
Coding region: 298-1224 (308 amino acids)
Biological process (GO): ganglioside biosynthetic process; oligosaccharide metabolic process
Molecular function (GO): alpha-N-acetylgalactosaminide alpha-2,6-sialyltransferase activity
Source: RefSeq, a predicted model, not a curated record
CUGCUAUAUACAGCAUGAACACCCAGUCAGGCAGCACAGGGAACCAGCUCCUUUCUCAGGUUGCACAGCCCCCAGACAGAGGCAAUCCAAUGUAACUGGCCUCUGUCUGUCAUGUGAUGGUGUGGGGAGGGGUGUGGAGGAAGGGGAGAGAGACACAGAUACAGCCAGAGCUACUCUCACUGCUGGAAUGGUGCCUUUGGCUGUCUUCGAUGGCUGACUGUGUCGGUGAGAGAGCCUCACUGCUCCAUUCCCUUCUCCCCAUCUCUCUCCACACGCGGUGACCCUCGUGGACUGACCAUGGUGUAUGCACAAAAGAAGCUCAACAUCCUGGUGGCAGUGGCUCUGAUUGGAGGAUUAACCUUUAUAAUUGCCGUGGUGCACUAUAUCCAUCAGUCUCCUUAUCCCAUAAUACUGUCCCCUUUGGCUGGGGAGCUGGGCAGCAGACAGAACCAUCUGAUUGGUGUUUAUGCACAGGAUGCUAAGGUGUUGCACGGUUACGUUAGCCUCAGAGAGCAACAGCCAUUGACUCUGAGCUGUGACCAGUGCAGCAUUGUGUCCAGCUCUGGCCAGAUGCUGGGGAAGGGCCUGGGCCCUGACAUUGACAGCUCGGAAUGUGUCUGGAGAAUGAACAAUGCUCCGACGGAGGGCUAUGAGGCAGAUGUGGGCAGCGUAACGACCGUGAGAGUGGUGUCUCACACCAGCACACCAUGGCUCCUCCGGCAGAACACCUUCAGAUCCCACCUCAACAACUCCAUCUACAUUUUCUGGGGUCCUCACAGGAACAUGAGGCGUGAUGGCAAGGGGAUGGUCUAUAACAUGCUGAGAACUGUUCAGAACCGCUUCCCAUCGGCCAAACUCUACACUGUGACAGAGGAACAGAUGAGAUAUUGUGACAUGGCUUUUAAAAAGGAGACUGGGAAGGACAGGGUGCUGUCGGGCUCCUACCUCAGUACAGGUUGGUUUACGUUUAUCGUGGCGAUGGAAGCUUGUCGAUCCAUUCACGUCUUUGGGAUGAUUAACGCGUCUUUCUGCAGCACCGAGGGGCACAGGAACGUGCCAUAUCAUUACUAUGAGCCCAGCGGGCAGGAGGAAUGUGCCGAGUAUUAUCUACACGAGAACGCACAGUACGGGGGGCAUCGGUUCAUUACAGAGAAAGGCGUCUUUGCAAAAUGGGCGAAAGAAAGGAAGAUCAAAUUCUUCAACCCCACCUGGCAGAUCUCCUAACACACAUCGAACAGAGUCACCUUCAAUGGUGGGACUGCAGCUUCUCCCUCAAAUCCCUAUCGACAGCACCAACACAACCAGACAAUGAUGUCUCUAUGCUUCUACAUGUCCUCAAUAAAGGACCAUGUUAUCCCUG